Messenger RNA from Morone saxatilis (striped sea-bass), 3896 nucleotides. RefSeq names its product multiple C2 and transmembrane domain-containing protein 2-like. The record is from RefSeq and is a predicted model, not a curated record. The coding region runs from base 182 to 2857 and encodes 891 amino acids. Gene Ontology annotation, molecular function: calcium ion binding. The transcript is spliced from 23 exons. NCBI's taxonomy places the organism in Eukaryota, Metazoa, Chordata, Actinopteri, Moronidae. Gene Ontology annotation, biological process: regulation of neurotransmitter secretion. Gene Ontology annotation, cellular component: synaptic vesicle membrane.
AGUCUCUCCGCACCGCACCGCACCGUACGGUCGAUGUUCCGGGCCGUCGCUGUCGGUUUAUCUCCCCGCUAUGUUCAGCAGCCAUGAGGUGAAUGAGAAACAGUCGUCGGAGGUUCUUAGCAGCGGGAAAAGCUGGUGGUGAUGUCCAGAUCUUAGACAAAGACUAACUCUCCCUCCCAUCAUGGACUCCAAGAAGCCGGGCAUGCUGCGGCAUCUCCGCCAGAAGAUGCUGCCACAUCUUCGGCGAGGCAAGACGAGCCCAAGCAAGUCGGUCAUCCAGCUCGAACACGCCAUGGACCACCGGAUGAGCUCCUCCGUUCCCGACAUGAGGGACAUGAGGCAGGAGUACGCUCACGUCUCCUCCAACACGCAGCUGCAGCAGUACAAUUCCCCCAGCUACAGCAACCCCUCCUCACCACUUGUCAAGCCUGCUCGAGGCCCAGGAGGAGGUGGGAGUGGCCUGAAGACAGGAGUACCCGGUGGAGGAGCUGGGAGGAGUGAACACAGACUAAGUGUGCCUACAGACUGCACAGACUGGGCUUCUUCUCAGGAGUCUUUCAACAGUCUCUGUGAGGAGGAGAAGAGUUCCCUAGAGACAAACUACAGACCUGCCAGGGGAAUGGAGCCUGAGGAGCUGGCCCUACCGGAGAUGAUGACAGUCUACAGUCCAGACACUCCAUCCAUGGAGGCUUUCCAGGACAGCUCACAGUAUGAUAAUCAUGCUUUCAACAGUCUCAUGUCAAAGGACGGGGACAACCAAAAUUACGAGAUGGGCAACGAGUCCUUCAGUGUGUCAGAGAACACCAGGGAUCUUUCCAGGUCCUUUCUGCUCACCAUCAACCUGAAGGAAGGACGCAACCUGGUCAUCAGGGACCGCUGUGGUACCAGCGACCCUUAUGUGAAAUUCAAAUUGGACGGUAAAACGUUCUACAAAAGCAAAGUGGUUUUAAAAGACCUCAACCCCACGUGGAAUGAGACCUUCUCCCUACCCGUGAAGGAUCUGAACCAGAAACUGUACAUCAAGGUAUACGACCGUGAUCUGACAACGGAUGACUUUAUGGGCUCCGCCAGCGUCACCCUGAGUAAUCUGGAAACUGACAAGGUCAACGAGCUGUCUUUGCCUUUGGACGACCCAAACAGCCUGGAAGACGACAUGGGGGUCGUGCUGGUGGACAUGACUCUGUCACUCAGAAAUGGAGACAGCAAAAAAGGCCCUCGGUGGCCCCAAAUACGAAAACGAAGUAUUAGGUCAGGAGGCACUUCUCAGAGCUUUCGUCUGUCAGAGACACUGAAGAAGAGUCAGCUGUGGACUUCGGUUGUGUCAGUGACUCUGGUCGAGGGUCAGGAGCUGCCGCUGGACGGUCAGGGAGGUCAGCUCUUUGUUCGCUUCAAACUGGGAGAGCAGAGAUACAAAAGCAAGAAUCACUGCAAGGUGCCCAACCCUCAGUGGAGAGAGAGGUUCACUUUAAACCAGUUCUUGGACAGUCCAAAUAUCCUGGAGGUGGAGCUCUGGUCCAAGGGAGGACGAAAGACUGAGGAGUGUUUGGGAAUGUGUGAAGUUGACCUGUCCAGGGUCCCUUACGAUCAGAGGCAGCUGUUCACGCAGACCAUGGACCAGGGGAGAGGACGCUUGGUCUUCAUACUUACACUGAAUACAUGCAGCCACGUCUCCAUCUCCGACCUCUGUGUCGCACCACUCGACCAACCUCACGAGCAACAGAACCAACUGGACAACUAUAGUUUGAAAAGGUCCCUGAAAAACCUCCGUGAUGUCGGUUUCCUUCAAGUCAAAGUCAUCAAGGCUGCGGAACUGCUGGCUGCUGAUUUAAAUGGCAAGAGUGAUCCCUUCUGUGUGUUGGAACUGGGGAAUGACAGACUGCAGACCCACACAGUCUACAAGAGCCUCCACCCAGAGUGGAAUAAAGUCUUCACAUUCCCUGUCAAAGACAUUCAUGAGGUUCUGGUGGUGACUAUCUUUGAUGAGGAUGGAGACAAGGCGCCAGACUUCCUCGGAAAAGUUGCCAUUCCCCUGCUCUCGAUCCGCAGGGGACAACAGAUCACCUACCCGCUGAAGAAAGAGGACUUAGGUGGGCUGUCGAAGGGGAGCAUCACUCUGGACCUGGAGGUUAUUUUUAACCCUGUCAGAGCAAGUAUAAGAACCUUCCAACCCCGGGAGAGAAUAUUCAUGGAGGAUAAUCCCAAAUUUUCCAAAAAGGCUCUGGCCAGGAACGUACUGCGUGUGAAAACACUGUACAUGGCUAUCAUGUCGACUCUGCAGUACAUCAAAAGCUGCUUCCAGUGGGAGAGCGUUCAGAGGAGCCUGCUGGCCUUCCUGGUGUUUUUGGUGACAGUGUGGUGCUGGCAGUUUUACAUGCUGCCCUUCUUCCUGGCCCUGCUCAUCUCUUGGAACUACCUCCAGAUCCGCUCUGGUCGCGUCAGUCAGGACCUGAACAAUAUGGACUUGGGGGAUGAGGAUGAGGAUGAUGAGAAGGAGUCAGAGAAAAAAGGGCUGAUGGAGAAAAUCCACAUGAUCCAAGAAACCAUCAUCACCCUUCAAAACCUGCUGGAUGAGAUUGCCUCUUUUGGGGAGAGGAUUAAAAACACUUUCAACUGGUCGGUGCCGUUCCUGUCCGGCUUGGCUUUACUGAUCUUCGUCACUGCAGCAAUGCUUACAUACUACAUCCCUGUGCGCUACAUAGUUUUGAUAUGGGGUAUCAAUAAAUUCACCAAGAAAUUACGGAACCCGUACAGCAUUGACAACAAUGAGGUGCUUGAUUUCCUGACGAGGGUGCCUUCAGAUGUGCAGAAAGUUCAGUACAGUGAAAUGAGAGGCAGCAAGAAGAAGAAAACCUCAUAGAACGAGGAUAGUAUGUCAGCGGGACCUGAUGUUGCUGUUUGUGGGCUUCCUUCCUAAAAACUGUUCCCAGACAAUCUGCAGAAUCUCACCUUUUGUCGGUUUUGCGGUGCGUGGUAGGUUUGAAUCUUAAUUUGCUGUGUUGAUGCACAGCUCAGCACCACUCAUUUCAACCAGCACCUAAACCUUUUAACCAAAGAAGUCUCUGCAGAGAAUUACUACAUUUUGUAACAGAUUUUACUAAUGAGUCUAUCUGUGCAUUUCUGGAACAAUUUGUAAUAUUAUUUCCAAAGAUUGUAGGUGUUUUAUUGUAUGUACAGUUUAUGUUUUAAUAUAAUCAAUCAGAAGCUGCUUUAUUUUAUAUUCCUGGCUCAGGUUAUGUCCUCCUGAAACCAGCUGAAAUCUAAUUUUGUACUUUACUAAAUGUAUAUGUUUAGUAUGUAACAUUUGUGUGUAUAUUUUUACACAAUUUCCAUUGACAGAUGUGAAGACUUUAAUUCCAAAAUGGAUUAUAUACCAUUUGAAAAUAACAAACCAAAAUUGUUGCUGGGGUGAUAGUAAAUUUCAUUAUAAGGGUAACUUUCAAAAAUCAGAGUCGUCAUCUUAGAAAAUUGCUAUAUUAUUUAGAUCUUUGUGAUUAUAAGUAUUAAUGAUUAAUGAAGUACUUUUCCAUAUGUCGAUACACAGCAACAUAUCAUAAGUAAGAAGCAAAUAUUAUGCAUGAUCCGUUGUUUCUUACAUUUACCUUUGAAAAAGGAUAAAGAGGUAUGUGCUAACAAUAUUGACUGACUACUCUCACUUUAACGUGACAAUAUGGACUUGUUAUUACAUGCAAAGAUGAGUGCCUACAUUUUAGGUUUUAUUUUAUUUUUUUGUUCAUCCUACAUACAGGUUGCACUGUUGCUCUAUGUUGUAUUUCAGUCUUUGCUUGUGGGUGGGAUGGGGCCAGAUCUGUACACACAACUUUAUUUAUAAAUGACAAUCAAAGAUGAAAACUUUGUAUCUCUCAUAUCUAACAGCAAUAAAUGCACACAGUCACGCA